Phaeoacremonium minimum UCRPA7 is the source of this 1638-nucleotide messenger RNA. RefSeq names its product putative cytochrome p450 protein. The transcript has 4 exons. Bases 1 to 1638 code for a protein of 545 amino acids. Lineage: Eukaryota; Fungi; Ascomycota; Sordariomycetes; Togniniales; Togniniaceae. Gene Ontology annotation, molecular function: heme binding; iron ion binding; oxidoreductase activity, acting on paired donors, with incorporation or reduction of molecular oxygen. The record is from RefSeq and is a predicted model, not a curated record.
AUGAUUACAGAUCAACUAUUCCAAUUUAUACGGCAGCACUGGCUGGGCGUAUGCCUGUCACUCGUUGCGGCAUGGCUGCUAAGGAACCGGUAUCAAAAAGGGCUUAACAAGUAUCCUGGCCCCUUCUUGGCAUCUCUGACGGAUUGGUGGCGCUUCGUUGAUGUUUGGGGCCGUCACGCCGAAGACACUUACAUCGAGCUUCAUAAAAAAUAUGGUCCGGUAGUACGGAUCGGCCCUAACCUACUGUCGUUCGCCGAUCCUAAGGCGCUGAAGACAAUAUACGGUCUCAACAAAGGAUAUGUCAAGUCCGACUUUUACGUGGUACAGCAGUCUGUCGUGAAGGGACACAGCCUCCAAAGCUUGUUUAGUACAGUCGACAAUGACUUCCAUCAGCAGUUCCGCCGUUGUGUCAACUCGGCCUUUGCUAUGUCGGCACUGGUCCAGUACGAACCCUUCGUUGACAACACGACCAAGUUGUUCCUAAAGCAGACGGAGAAGCUAUAUGCGAACAACCCAGAUGGCUGCGACUUCACUCGCUGGUUGCAAUUCUAUGCGUUCGAUGUCAUUGGCGAGAUAACGUACAGCCAGAGACAUGGAUUCAUUGAGAAGAAUGAGGACAUAGAUGGGAUCGUAGCCUACCUGACGUGGCUUUUCAAUUAUGUGGCUCCCGUUGGUCAAAUUCCAUUGCUCGACAAGCUUAUCCUCAAGAACCCGCUGUACCUCAAGCUCGGGGACUGGGGACUCAUGGACGUAACAUCUCCAGUCGCAGCUUUCGCCCGCACUCGUAUGUCUGAACGAUUACCGACAAUCGACACAGACAAGGGAAUCUUGCCGACAUCAGAGAAGAAGGGCCAAAGCCCGGAUCUGCUCUCCAAAUUCUUAGCCGCGCAGGAGGCUCACCCGGACUUCAUGACUGACACGCUCGUUCAGACCAUGGCCGUGUCAAUGGCAUUCGCUGGAUCUGAGACCACCGCGAUUAGUUUGAGCAGCGUCUUCUACUUCCUACUACGAAAUCCAAGCGCAUUGGCCAAGCUAAGGCAAGAAUUAGACGAGGCGGGAAGGAAAGGACUGUUCAGCGACUACGAGACGGGCCUUGUGACGUGGCAGGAGAGCCAGAAGCUAGAGUACCUCGACGCAUGCGUCAAGGAAGGAUUCAGAAUGCAUCCUGCGCCAGGACUUCCCAUGGAGCGCAUUGUUCCGCCACAGGGAGCGGAGAUCGACGGCCAUUUCAUCAAGGGCGGCACACUUGUCGGGUGCAACGCGUGGGUGCUGCACCGAAACCGCGAUAUAUUCGGCGAGGAUGUCGACGUCUAUCGGCCAGACAGGUGGCUGAUUGACGAGAAGAUUGCCGCGACGAGUCCGGCGGCGAGGGAGGCGGAGGAGCAGCGCAUCAAACAGAUGAAUGGCACCAUGUGUCAGUUUGGGCAGGGGUCGAGGACGUGUAUUGGCAAGAACAUCAGCUUGUUGGAGAUAUACAAGGUGGUGCCGAGUCUGCUGAGGCGAUUUGAGAUCGACUUUCAGGAUCCGUCGAAAGAGUGGCAGACAUGCAAUGCUUGGUUUGUCAAGCAGUCAAAUUUCCAGGCGAGGUUUGCGUUAAGGGAUAUUCCUAAGCCUGAAAGUGAUGUUGCAACAACGUAG